ACUUGUAAUUUAACUGUUCUAUCGCACGUUUUAUCCACUCUCUUCGAUUGACCACCUAAUCUCGGAAGAGAAGAAAACAAAGAUCGAUGGCUUCUGCAAAAGCAAUAACGAGUCCAGUGCCAGAUGCGAGGUACCCAACCCUAGCCGUCUUGAUGCUCGCCGUUGGUCUUGUCCUCACCGCUUCUUUCUUCAUCUAUGAAGCAACUUCUUCAAAGCGAAAUCGCAGCCUUGCCAAGGAGCUCACCGUCGGGGGAGUGGCAUCGGUGUUCUUGGGCUUUGGAUCAUUGUUUUUGCUACUUUCAGCUGGUGUAUGCCUGAUUGUUGUAUUGCUCAAACCAUUAUAAAAUGAUUUCAUGAGCAGAAUGUUAAGGAUCAUAUUCAUGGGUUUCA
Molecule: messenger RNA, 390 nt
Organism: Hibiscus syriacus
Lineage: Eukaryota; Viridiplantae; Streptophyta; Magnoliopsida; Malvales; Malvaceae
Product: transmembrane protein 258-like
Exons: 4
Coding region: 87-344 (85 amino acids)
Biological process (GO): protein N-linked glycosylation
Cellular component (GO): membrane-bounded organelle
Source: RefSeq, a predicted model, not a curated record